AUUGAAUGGAACUCAUGUAAACACGUGCCCUGAGAUAGUCGGAGUCGAUUAGUCGACGGGCUGCGGCAGGUAUCGCGCCCCGUCCUACCGGUUCAACGAUAAAACGAUCGAACGAACGCCACCGUCAAACGAACUAUAUUGUAUUCUAAGCACAACGAGCAACAAGACAGUUUUUAAACAUUUACAGUGCGGUAGAGUGUGCGCGGUUUUGAAACACCCGAGGUAUGCGUUCGUAAACUUCAAGUGCAUAGCGGUAUCGCGAAACCAGAUUUUAAGUCCUCGAUGUAUUGAAAGUAGCUUUUCUGUUGUUUUAUUUAGACGAUCUAUUCCUGUAUUUUGUAUUGAAUAUCAAGAUUGCAGCGACCGACGACCUGACUGAAAGUUGGGCAAUCAUCAAUGUAACCAUGCAGGCAACAAGAGAAUCGAGCAGACAAAAAAGAUGCAACAAAAGGCGAAACUCUAGAAAGAAAUCCCUAUCGCCAUCCGAUUUGAAAUGCACUAGAGGGGACGCAAAAACAGACAGCAAGCUGAACGGAAAGCGCUCGCUAUCCGAGGGGUCAGUGAAAGUUAAGCAUAGGAAGAGUAACAUACGACGAACUUUGACCCAUCCUUUUACGUGUACGGACGAUAUUCGCGAUGUUAGUACGAGUAUGAUCGGUGUGUUUAACAGUGUUAAAGUGGAUCCUCCUCCUGAGAGUGACGAGUCUAAUUUGCCGCCGACCAGUAGUGAUAGGGACACGGAGGAUGAUGGUCGCCUGUCAAGGCCGGCGCCGCAGAGGUCGCGCUGGGAUUCGGGGAGUGAGAUGGACUCGCUCGUGUCGACUGUUGUCAAGAGAGCUUCGGCGAGGCGAAGAAGGACGCCAGCAAACCCAGAGUGGGGCGUCAGCAGUGAACCGGGCGAAGUAAGCGAACCGGAGGCCGGUCGCAUGCGUCCCGAGGACUACCGCCUCGUAUUUCUGAGCUCGGACUCGUCGUGUCGCGAAGACACGGAGGACUCGUCAUCCACGGCCUCCUCGGCCGCGCCGCCCGCGCCCGACGACUGCGACUGGGACUACUUCGAGCCGGGCGCGUCGGCGGCGCAACCCAUCCCCCCGCCCACCAAGCACGCGCCCCAGGCCUGCCCGCGACCCUGCUCCUGCGGCGCCGAGCCCCGUAUUGUCGCAGUCCCAGUGCCAGUCCCCGUGCCUGUCCCCGCCGCCCUCUGGCCGGCUCUGCUCGCGUUCCCCACGCAAACACCACCCACGCCACACUGGAACACUUAUCCCGGCCUAGCGCCUCUAGAUGCCGCAACCCUCGCCCGGCUCACAACGGCCGCAGCCGUCGCCGUCACCGCCGCCGCCACCGCCACCGCUUCCGCCUCUGCACCACCGCAUAUGUAUAAACUCGAGAUGACCACCGUCGAAAGGACAGAUAAGGCAAUACAGUCCGAAGCGUCACAAGCGCCGGAGCCCCGCGAUAACGAUAACGAUGAUAAGAACAUCGAACGGCCAGUUGAACAUGAACCGUCAGUCGGUAUCAAGGUGAUUGCCGAGGAGGACUCAUUGUCGUUGUUAUCGGAUCCAGCAAAUGCCAUGCCGGAUCACCUAGAGGCGGAGAAAGCCUAUCCUUCCUCCAACGAGUCCGCCGAGUCCAGCGAUUCCGAGCAAGGAGUCGCACGGAGAAGUUAUGACCUCACCAGCGGCGCCCCUGAAGAGCCAGCCACGUCCGAUGAGGACUCUGACGACUCCGGGGGUGGCGGCGCCGGACGAUUCUCGCGAGUGUUUGUUGUUAACCCGGCGGACUCGUCGUCCGACAUGGAAGAUAAUGCGGACAGCAGUGGCAUAGAUUGUGAUGAUUCUUUCGUCGAUAAAAAAUCGGAUAGUUUAGAACGAAUUGCAGUCGAAGUGGUUAGGGAAAACGAAAUGAACGUCAGUGGCAGUUCAAACGAAAGUUUUUCACAAAUCAGCGAAUCUUCAAACAUUGUGCUUUUGGAUUCGGUUAAUUUUACAGAAGAGUAUUCCGUUAUACCAUACGAAAAUAAUAGUGACGAAGACAGCAAUCAUGGAGAAAUCAAACAAUCGAACUUUUUCAAGUUUUGUGACGAAAAUAUGUUACAAAGUGAAACGUGUGAAAAAUUCAAUAGUUUUAAUGCAAGUUGUAGCUCGAGUAGCAACGAUUUAGAUAAGAAAAACAACACAGAUAGUGACGUUAAUCGAUAUCAAAGUAUAUCAUCUGAAAACAUGGAGUACGACUCACUGUCAGACGUGAAAGUAAAAUUCUCGGUAGAAUUAGCUAACGAGAAUCAUAAUAGUAAUGAAUUAAUUUCUUUAGAAUUACCACCGGACUCAUUAACCAAAUUAUCACCUUCACCUGAGCCCAGUCACGAUAACACAAGUUCAUCGCCCGCAGAAAAAAUAGACCUGUUUAAAGGUAUUGAACGCACUCUCAGUGAACUAUUGAAGAAAGAAUUAAUGGAGGACCAAGAGGAGGAGAAAAUGCAUGGCGUCAGGCCGGUUUGCUCGGAGGCGGAGGGGAGCGCGUGCGCACCUGCCGCGACAACAGUUUGCCGCUCGCGUACGGCUCGUGCGGACGGGCCCGCGCGCUUCACUAGCUGCGUUAUGAUAACGCACGACCGCGUCUCCGUCGUCACCUCAGACACGACGCAGCUCAUGCAAGACAUCAUAGUGCACCACACCAACUCACAAAGUGAAUCGGAGCCCAACCCGGACUCGCAGCAAGACGAUUCAGACGAACGAAUAUCCGACGACGAAACACCGCAGCCUUCGGGCGGAGUGACUGUUGUUAGCAAUGCCGACACUCUCUCGGCGGUCGUGUGCCUCGAGGAGGGGCUCGCAGACGACGACUCGUGGGUCGAGGACGUCAGCCACAACGAGGACGAGGCCACCUCACCCUCCGACUCGGACUCCGGGGAUGAAGCCUCUCUACCCAUGCGCGGCGAGGAGUUCGCUUACUGCAGACGUUCCAUAGACUACACUUUACACACUAUUGUCGAAGAAAGUUGCGAAGAAAGCGAAACGGAACAAACUGUAAAAAAACCGCGGCCUAUAUCUGCUACUGAAUUAGAGAAAUACUUUUUCUUCGGUUUGGGAGACGGCAGGAAUAUUCGCGACGAUGAGGAAGCAGUGUCGGAAACAUCGAGUGUGUGUAGUGAGGGUGGUGAAUCGAUUGUGGAUAACGAGCAACCUAAAAGGAGUGGUGAUAGUGAUGAACUUGUGUCGUCGCGGUUGGAGAAAUACUUUCUGUCAGGCUUCAUGGGAUUUAAUCAAGAACGGCGCGACUCGGACGGAUCAGGAAGCGUCGGCAGUGAUAGUGAGGGCAGACAGAGCCCUGAACAGCGCAGAAAAAGGUUAGUACGCGCCCGAGGGACUCCCCGGUCACAUUCAAACUCUCUCGAUAACUUACUAACGGGUGAUGAACCAUCACAAGAUAACCAAGAGGUGUCCGACGCGUCCAGUACCGAAACAGAGGACAGACACGACUCCUCCGAAAGGCUCGACAUGCAAGGCGAAUCUAAAAGAAAAAAACAAAACAAAAAGCCCCGCGGCUCGCCCGCCGACGAACGCCGACAAUCAGCUGAGUUCACUGAGGAGACGCGCGACGAUACUAGAUCUGUUUCGGAGGGUGAAGACGGCAGGUUAUCACCCCGACCGGAAUUCCCACCGCUUGGAUCUGAACUAUCUGAAUCUAAAAAACAAACUAGUAGGGAUAGCGGGUUCGUCGGCAGCUGCGAUGACCUACUCAGAAAUGGAGAUUCUAGUUCUGAUUUCACAAGAUCUCAUGAACCUAAAAUAGAAUUAGAAGAAAUAAUCGAAGAAAUCCGACCUGACAUCGAGGAACGUGUAGAAGGUCCACCGACGUCCCGCCCGCCUCAAACACCGCUAGUACGUAAAGAUAGCUUUAAUAAUUGGUCGUCUGACGAAGAAACCAAUCUAAUGAUGACAAAAAUGCGUCAAUUUUUCAAACAAAUGGUGCACACUACAAACGUGCGAACAUCAACACCGGCGUCAUCCAAUUCAGAAAGUUCCCGCCCCCCGAAACCACCUCAGUUAUUGUAUUUUGAAAGCGAAUUAACGCGAUUAAUGAAGACAGUACCGGGUAUACGCGACGAAGAAGUCCGUGAAAUAGUCGAAUACUUAUCAAGCGAAGACACGUGGAGUGAUUCAUAUGACUCGUCUGACUACGCAGGUUCCGACUUAGAGGGUACAGCAGCUAACAGAUCCGCGCUAAGAAAACAAAUAUCUGACAGUUGCCGCGAGAUAAUAGAUGAGUUUGAUAAGGGAAGCAAUGACGCGGGAUCACUGGAGCGCGACGCGGUGGGCGCGUACCGAAGGCUGGCGGCGACGCUGGGCCGCGCCGGGGAGGGCUCGCCGCCGAUGUUCGGCAAGGUUAUGCGACACAUCGGCGGCCGCCUGGUGGCCCUCAUGCACGAAGUGUCAGGCGGUGCUUCACCUAGCACUGACGACGACAGUGCUUCCGAACCGGGAGCGCUGGCCAGAAGUCGAUCGCACGACAUACUUGAGCCCACAGCAAGCAGGGGUAGUGUCGCGAGUGAUAGUGAGCGGUUUUCGUGGCGCGGUAGUUUCGAAUCGGCGCUCCUAGCAGCCGAUUCCCGGGGUACGUUGGGCGGUGUGGGAAGUGAGUCGCGGAGAUCUCCGGCGGGCGCAGACCUGGCCGCGCAGAAGUCACACUCAAGGAGCUGUGGAGCUAUCGGUGGUAGCGAAGAUAGACUGUGGCGAGGAAGACGACGCGCCUCCGCACCAGAUGCUGAGUCAGAAGAAGAGCAGCGCGCUGGUUCUCUUCCUCGGCUACCGUCUAUCACGGGUACGAACACAGUGCCGGCGGGUCCGGUGAAGUCGGCCCGGUACCGUGCCCCCGGGUUCCGUACAGCGACUCGUGCGGCGUCCGCGCCAGGAUUGCACGCACCCCGACGUCGCCGGCCGCCGCCGACGCCGCUGCAGCCGCCGCCCGCCGCGCCUGCCUCCGCACCCAGCCUGCAAGAUGAGGUGUACAUGUCGGACGCGGCGUCGCCCAACCACGCGACGCUGCCGAGGCGGUCCAACUCACCGCUGCCGCACGAGAGGGACAUAAUGGACCGGGAUCGGUACUCCCUCAACAGGAGUGGACUACAGGCUCGUUCAGAAUCCAUGGCGUCGGUAUACUCUGGCGCGGGUGAAGGCACGCGCGCUAACGUGACGGUCCGCGGCGAGGUGCAAGUCUCCCUGCUGUACAACUACCGGCUCGGCGCCCUAGAGGUGGGAGUCAAGCGUUGCCGGGACCUCGCGCCUGUCGACGUCAAGAGGAAUCGGUCCGAUCCUUAUGUUAAGGUGUACUUGUUACCGGACAAGUCCAAAGCUGGCAAGAGGAAGACGAAGGUGAAGAAGAACACGCUCAGCCCCGUGUUCGAGGAGACGCUGUCGUUCGUGCAGCCGCUGGCCUCGCUGUCCGCGCGGACACUGUGGCUCAGCGUGUGGCACGCAGACAUGUUCGGCCGCAACGACUUCCUCGGGGAGGUCACGCUGCCGCUGGCCGACGUCGUGUUCGACGACCCCGCGCCCAGCUGGUACAAGCUGCACGAACGGACCGAGCAAUUCGACGAGCAGCAGGGUUGUCGCGGCGACCUCAUCAUCGGCCUGAAGCUGGAACUGGACGCGCGCGGGACCGGGACUCUGCAUGUGCUCGUCAAGGAGGCCAAGAACCUCGUCGCUACCAAGCCUAAUGGACUAGCUGAUGUCUUCUGCAAGAGCUACCUGCUGCCGGAGCGCGGGCGGCUGGCCAAGCAGAAGACGGGCGUGUGCCGGCGCACGCUGGCGCCGCGCUGGGAGCACAGCUUCACGUACCGCGGCGUGUCCGCGCCCGAGCUGGCCGCGCGCGCGCUCGAGCUCAGUCUGUGGGACCGCGACCGCCUCGCCAGCAACGACUUCAUGGGCGGCGUCAGGCUCUCGCUAGGCACCGGUACAUACAUGGGCGCCAACGUUAACUGGAUGGACAGCGCGGGCAAAGAGGUGACUCUCUGGCAGACGAUGAUACAACGACCAAACUUCUGGGUCGAAGGCUCCUUACCUCUGCGACCUCAUCUCAGCAACUGAACUUACCUCACUGCCUCUGUCUACCGAAUACAAUAACUAUUGUAUACCUAUACACAUAUUAUAUGUAUGCAUGUUGUAUGACAUCGAAAUCUAUACAAUAUUGUAAAAGAAAUCGGCGUUCGUAUACUUUAUUCUAAUUAUAAGACUAUUUUCUAAUACUCUGAUACUUUUUAUCUCAUGCAGGGGUAUGUCCGGACUCCGACCGAAUAUUUAUGUGCUAACAGAACUGGUCUUUAACUUUUGUUUCUUUAUUUCUAAAUAAAGCAAUAGAUUUAAAAGAGAUCAGAUUCGAAAGCCAUAAAUAUAUUCUAGAGAUACCCCUACAUACUAUAUCUGUAUCUAACUUUUUUCUGUGGUAAAACAAGUGCCAAUAAAUUACUACUUACAACCCAUUCAAUCUAUUUUAUACUUAAAUAUGUAUAAGUAUCAUGUCAAACGAAAUAUUUACAUGUUCUAUUUAGAUACCUAAUUUUGAUAUGUAACGUUACAUUCCACAAUGAAUAUAAUAUUAAAAUCAUAGCUUUAAGUAUCUAAUGACAAUAAUAUUAUAGAACUUGCUAACUGCCUAUAAUUAGAUAAAUCUAAGUUAUGCAUUUAAAAUAGAAUUAUAAUGUACAAAUUAAGUUUACAUGAGUUAAGGUCAGCUCAUGCAUAUUGUGAUUAUUACGUCUAGGUGUUUUGGAAA
Molecule: messenger RNA, 6771 nt
Organism: Trichoplusia ni (cabbage looper)
Lineage: Eukaryota; Metazoa; Arthropoda; Insecta; Lepidoptera; Noctuidae
Exons: 10
Coding region: 405-6086 (1893 amino acids)
Biological process (GO): exocytosis
Cellular component (GO): plasma membrane; exocytic vesicle
Molecular function (GO): neurexin family protein binding
Source: RefSeq, a predicted model, not a curated record